Fomitopsis serialis is the source of this 1797-nucleotide messenger RNA. RefSeq lists its product as uncharacterized. Lineage: Eukaryota; Fungi; Basidiomycota; Agaricomycetes; Polyporales; Fomitopsidaceae. The transcript is spliced from 7 exons. The record is from RefSeq and is a predicted model, not a curated record. Bases 1 to 1797 code for a protein of 598 amino acids.
AUGUACAUGAACACAUCUCAGUUUAUUCAAGAGGGGGGGUUUCCUGAUGAGGACGUAUCAACUGACUCGGUCGAUCCUGGUCUCAACCGAGGCUAUGCGUACUUCGUCGAGGAAACCGAGUACAAGGCUCACCUGAAAACGCACGACAAAGGCGAGAAGGUCGAGAAGAGCACGUGCAACAGCCACGACGCCGUGAAGCUCGCAAAUAUGAGAGGAAGUAACGGCACCGCGGCUAGUGGAGUUGGGACUGUAGAAUGUGUACGCCACGACAUGAAGCGACCAUGCUCGGUGGGCGACCUCCAGAAGGGCGAGCGGUACGUCAACAUGGACUACCUGUUUGCGAGUAGUCUGCGCCAGCAUACGACGACACGUGUUGUGGUUUCCUAUGACAUCGCCUGUCAGUGGAGCGUCAACCUCUGGCAAAGGAUGCUGCAGUACGACUUUGAUUGGGACGUCGACAGGCGAACAAUCACGUUUCUCAUUCCCAAAUUCCACCUUCCAGCGCAUCAGGAGAGUUGCCAUACCAAGUACUCGUUCCACUUCAUCAAACAUGUGGGGCGCACGGACGGGGAGGCUGUUGAGCGUGGGUGGGCCGCGGUGAACGGGUUCUCUGGCAGUACAAAGGAGAUGGGACCGGGCUCCCGUCGCGACGUCCUUGAUGACGCCUUCGGAGACUAUAACUGGCGCAAGGUUGUCCAGCUCCUAAUUAUUGACGUGUCCGUAGCGAAGACUUUGUUUGACAGGGUCAAGACCGCAGUCGAAGAGCGCAGCAAGCAAGUUGCUGAGUUCCAGGACCUCACGCAUGUCACGAAUCCCACGCACAUCGCUGAGUGGACACAGCAGGUCGAAGCUUGGGAAGACGGAGCCGACUACAAUCCGUUUGUCGCCACUCGUCGUGCCAUCUCGCUGGCUUCCGUACGCCUUUCUCUCGCCGAGGAGGAGUCAGCUGCUAUAGAGUCCGGAGAUCUCGUCUUACUGCACGGCGACGUGUCUCCGAGCAUGCUGAUCAUUGCUGGCCUCGAGAUCGAGGAGCUACAGCGUCGAUUGCAGAGAGACGCAGCAUCUAUCGGUACAGACGGCACAGAUACGCAGCGCGCAGAGAUUGUCCGCAGGCGUAGCAACCUCAAGCUACGAAUAAAUGCAUGGCGAGGGUACCAAGACCUCUAUAUGCCAGGAGUGCUGCGUCUGCGGUCCGCAGACGAUUCGGACGCACCUCUUCAGCCAGAGAACACUCCCUUGUAUCUCCCUUCGGCCUUGGUUGGAAAUCCGCUUGUCGCGCCCACUCCUUCUCUGAAAGAAAUUGAGCGACGCCUCCGCCAUGCACAGGCCAAUGAUACACUGGACCAAUUACGGCGACACCUCCGCGCCCGGAGCCAUCUCUACAUGGUGAAGGACAGGGACGUUCGUGGGCAGAGAUACAAUACACGGUCACAGACUUACAUCAAGACUGUUGAAGCCCGAGUGCAGGCCGAUGCAGCUCGCUAUCGCGUUGCUCAUAGCGCCCUCCUCGCUAUGGAUCCACCGGACGAGCACGGCUGGCAGAAGUACUUCCGACCGUUGGAACAGAACGACGUCCGAGGAAUGAAGGACCCGAAGAUGCACGGCAGUCAGAGGGAAGAAGGACACUGUCCUGGAUAUGGCGGACGUCCGCGUUCACCAGCAGUGAUGACAAUGACGACGACAAUGACGAGGAGGAUUAUGAAGCUGUGCGCAUCGAAUGGUGCAAAUCGCGGGCGCGCGCUCAUCGCUGGAGCGAGGAAUGCGAUCUUCUUCAAGAGGAAAUGCGACGUGUUAUAG